CCUCCAAAUCUCCAAAACCCAUCCCUUAAACACUCAAAUAUCAUCAAAUCCUUGCCUACCCAACACAAAACCUCAAGCUUUUCACUUCAAUUUGUGUGGGAUAUGUUGUAUUUUUGGUGUGGCUGUUGGGAUUUCUCUCUCAUGGCUUCAAGAAGGGCUGGAAGUAAAAGGAGACAAGUGGGUAGUUCUAGCACCGGUGGUCAAGCUCAAGAAGAAGAAGGUAACAUUUCCCAAUCCAAUCUCUUUUUGGAUACCCAAGCCUCUACACAGUAUGAAAUUAUCAAGAAUAUGGCUGUUUUAUCUUGCAAUUGUGUCAAAUUCAAUCAAUUUCCUCAAGGAGAUAUGCGUGUUGAAGAAAUGUUUAGGGAACUUGGGUGGAAGGAUUAUGUAGAAGUUAAAGAGCAUUUUUCUCCAAGGGAUAUUUGUGCUGUAUUAGAUAUACCUGAAGGAGGAGAUGAUGAGUUUCUAGAUGUGAAUCAUGCCUUAGUUCGGAAUCCUGGUUGGACUACACUUACCAAAGCUUCUUUUGAGAAAAUGGACUGUUUGUUUAGAAAUGACAUUUGGAUAAAGAAAGGGGAACAAGAAAGGGAUGAAGAAGAAGGUGAUACAGAUCAAGAAAUGGCAGAACAAGGGGCAGAAGAACAUGAAGAUGACAGCCCAAGACCAUUUCAAGCCUCCAUGCAAAGAACUAACCGUGAAACCAUGGAGUUAAUGAUAUCUGAGAUGCAGCAGCUGCCCACCGACUUUUAUGGUUUCCGGACAGAAAUGAGAGGGAGAAUGACUAACGUGGAAGGAAAGCUUGAUCAGCUUGUUAAUCAUUUUUUUCCUCCACCCCCACCUGAUGCCAACUGACUUGAUAUUUCUUUAGUUUGGCUAAUCUUUAGAAUGGACAUCUUAGGGUUAUGCAUGUUAUGGAUAUGUCUUGAAUCUUUUUAUCUUGUUCUAUGAAUGGAAAUGGCAUCACUUGUGUUAACAUGCUUUGUGAAUGGUUGUUUAUGAUUUUGAUGAUACUAUGCUCUUAUUGAGGGGGAGUUUAUUG
Rubroshorea leprosula is the source of this 1039-nucleotide messenger RNA. The record is from the annotation of a GenBank genome assembly. Lineage: Eukaryota; Viridiplantae; Streptophyta; Magnoliopsida; Malvales; Dipterocarpaceae.